Cuscuta campestris is the source of this 2879-nucleotide messenger RNA. The record is from the annotation of a GenBank genome assembly. NCBI's taxonomy places the organism in Eukaryota, Viridiplantae, Streptophyta, Magnoliopsida, Solanales, Convolvulaceae.
UAAUGAAUCUACUCCGGAUGUGGGGCCUACCUCUGGGGUUCAACCGGGAAGUGUAUCUUCUCAAGUGGAUUACACACAAAGCUUGGCGGGUUUGCACUACUCACAUUCGUCUUCUGGCGUUUGGAAUGGGCUUGCCCAUAAGAAGAUGGGCAAAAAGAUGCAAGGUAAUGCAAAUUUGUCCUUUGACAAUGCGAUUGCUGGUGGUUCAAAACAUUUCAAAAGUCCGAUCAACCAAGUUAUGCUUGUGUGCAUGCACAUCUGUUGCUUGCUUUUCUACUGUCCAAUUGCUCAUUCUUCCCGUAUGUGUGGAGCUCAUGCCCUUGAGUGUAGAGCUGAAACUCAAGACGAUUCUGGCACUUUUUUUGGAAACUUUACUGAAAGAGAAACACAUGAAGGAUUUUUGAAGAUGGGACAGAUGAAAGAAAAGUGUCAGAAAACAUACAAUGCUUAUGAAAAAUGUAUUCAACCACUUGAUUCCCACACAUGCAAUGAUAUACCGACACCAAAAUCCUCAACUACAGUGGUCAUCAGGCCACCGGCACCAGCUGCUGUCCAGAUUUCAUCAACAAAAAGAUCCCCUUCUUUUCAAACUGGACAAGGUGGCAAAUUUGCAGCAGUUCAAAUUGAUGGAUUGUGUAGCCCCCCUUAUUCUUUCAAAGGUGAAGAACCUCACCAGCCACUGAGUUCCAUAGGAAAAGGUAUGUAUUUGAGCUCUAAGCAACUUAAUGUGCACCCAGAUGACGAUGACCAUAAAAUAUGCAAUGCCUCAUUAUGGUCUACGAAGGAAAGCAUGGCAGUCCAGUCCCAUGUUGAUGAUACCUUGAAACUAACAUUUGAAUCUAGCUCACUAUCAAAUGCAACUUUUACAAAAGGUUUGGAUGAUAUGUAUUUGCCUACUGAUGGUAUCCAAGUUGUUCGGUACAAUGAAAGUUAUCAAGAUGGUUUAGAUCAGCAUAACCCUAAUGUUGAUUCACCUUGCUGGAAAGGAACUUUGGCAUCUCGUACUUCUCCUUUUGAUGUUGAACAUAUGCAUCCACCUCAAGAGAAUCAUCGUUUUCAUUCAGAAGUUUUUUCGGGUGCUACUUCCAGUAUGCUAUCCAAUAGCAAUGUCGUUCACAAUGAAAACGGAUCUGCUUUAGAUGGUAAGACAAAUUUGAAAGGUCUUCAAAUUGAAAAUUGCCCAGCUAAAGAUCAUCUGUCAACCGAUGCUGGAAAAGUAGAUCCGGAGUCCCAAACUCACGAUUCAUGCGAUCCAAGUAACUGCAGGACAUCCAAUUUUUGUGAUAGUGUUGAUUCUGUGCUGAACAUGAAUGAAGUGUCUCAAGGUUGCAAUGUUGCUCUUGAUGCUGCAGAGAAGGUUUUACAUUCACCUAGUUCCCAGGAAGACUCUGAGCUUGCUCACAGGCAUGGAAGGUUAUCCUAUCCAAAAUUGGAUGUUCAAACUCUGGUUAUGGCUAUUCACAACCUCUCGGAGUUGCUUCGGUUUCAGUGUUCAAAUGAUGAACCCCUAUUCAGAGAAGCACAUCAUCAGGCCUUAAAUCAUACUAUCAACAAUCUCAAUGCUUGUAUACCUAAGAAGAUAGGAACUAUGAAUACAACCCAAGAUAAGAUUGUAGCUGUGCAGAACACUGUAGAUGGAACUAAGGAAGGAUUCCACACGGAUACUGGUUUGACCCUACCUCAGAUAAAAAUUAGAUCUGCUAGCUGCUUACAUGUUCAGCCUACUAUUCAGAAUAUGCAUGGUUGUGAUGUGACAAAUGAGGAUCUGAAACCUUUUCUUUCAAUUAGUAACCCUAUCAUUCCCAAAGAGGAUAUUAUGUCUCAGGCUAUCGGGAAAGUCUUACAAGAGAACUUUGAAUUUGAUGGAGAAAUGGAAUCACAAGCUCUACUCUUUAAGAACCUUUGGCUUGAGGCGGAAGCAAAACUGUGUUCCCUAAGUUACAAGGCUAGAUUUGAUCAUAUGAAGACUGCUUUGCAUAUGCAAAAUUCCACAAGGGCUGUAGAUGAAAAUGUAGCUUCUGCAGAAAAAAAAUCAGGCUUCAUUGGCGUGUCUAGUAUUGAUGCUGAUGAAUGCUCGUUGCAUAAACCUUGCAUCCAGAGUCAAUCUGUUUCUCACUCUGCCAAUGGCAUUCUUGGCCGCAAGGGUUCUGUCACCAGCAGAUACAAUAUUUUGAAAUAUAGGGAGGAAAAUGCCUGCCCAAUGUAUGUGGACAAGGAACGAGAUUCAGAUGUGAUUCGUACUGGCUUUGCAGGCGAACGGAGUAAUAGGAGGCCCCAUAUAGAGCACGCGGCCACCGUUGAAAAUAUUCCAAGCCUACAAGCUUCUACAAGCAAUUGCGAUGCUGACAGCUCUGUCAUGGCGAGGUUGAACAUUCUGAGAGGUCGGGAUUCUUACCUAGGAGAGGAGCAGUUCGAGCCAAUGCAUUUAAACAUGUCAGAAGAAAAGAUUGGCAAUGCAGCAGGAGGCAUGGUGCCUCCUUUCCUGCAUCACCCCACUGGGAUGGCCCAUGAAAUCGGCUCCAUUGCUGCAGCUGGAAAAGAACCCACAAAAGCAUUUCACUUCUCAGCCCCAAUUGAUGCGGUCCAACAAACAAAUAUGCAUAACAGGGCAGCUCCAGCUUUGCACAAUACUUCCUCAUCUGAUUGGGAGCAUAUAGUGAAUGAUGACUUUGUUGCAUGGCAUGGUUGAGACAUGUUUUCCCCACAUCUCUCAGAUAUUGUUGUCUUAUUUUGUUUAAAGAAUGGAUGGUACGUUAGAUCCCAAUAUAUUUGUCCAGUUUGACCUUUUUUAGUCAAAUUGAAAAAACUCGGUUUCAAUUACUCUUAAUUUAUAUUGCUUAUUAUAGAGUAGUACAAUAAAAUAAAAUUCUAAAAGUUUU